AUGACACCCAGUAGCCUCAGAAUCCUGUCGUCAAAUGUACGUGGAUUCAGAACGAAUGUCGGCGAGUUGACCCACGCAGCUCUCAAGAACAAGGCUGACAUAGUGGUGGCCGUUGAGACGUUCCUGAAUGACAGCUCCGUCACAACAUGCGACAGGAUACCUGGCUAUACUCACUGGGUGCGGAGGGACAGAACAGCCGGGCAAGGCGGUGGUAUAGCUUUGUGCCACCGUGAAGGUCUACAGCUGCAGCUAUUGCCCGUCACAGUUCCUGAGGAGAUGGAAAUGCUAUUUUUCCGCCUUCUCCUCGCUGACAGGACUGCUGUGCUGCUCUGUCCUCUGUACCGCCCCCAAUGCUCCCUCGACCCUGUCCUGACCGAUCUGCCGGCAGACUCUGUGCAGUGCUACCAACUUGACAAGGUCCUCUGUGAAGUUGGUCUUAACCCAGCAAGUGAGGAAGGAAGCCAGCGCACCAUCUGGCUAUGGGAGAAGGCUAACUGGCGUGGGCUCAGGGCAGAGUUAGCCUCCACAUACUGGGAAUCCACGUUCACAGAUGACAUGAACCACAACGUGGCAACCCUCACCUCCCUUAUCAUAUCAGCACAAGCCAGGCACGUCCCUCACAGGGCAUAUAGAGUCGAUCCACGAGACCAGCCUUGGUUCGGCUACAGGUGCCGGCAAGCUGCUGAUGCCAAGUAUAAGGCCUGGACUCGUCUGAAGCGUCGUCCCUCCAGGCGCCACAAGGCCCAGCACCGCGCUGCUUGCAAAAACAUGGCGAGAGUGGCUACAUGGGCGAGGCAGAGGUGGGAGUUAAGUCUACGGAGGAAGCUUGCCAGUAACCAAACUGAUCCCAAGCAAUGGUGGUCCCUUGUGAAGCAGCGGCAGGGCACAGUCACACAGGAGAGGAUCCCGCCCCUUAAAACAGCCUCUGGCAACUUGGCAGUUGCUAACCAAGACAAGGCUGAACUCCUGGCAGCACACUUUAGCGGGAAAAUGACGACUGAGGAGCCUGACAGUCAGCCUCCACAACUAACCCGCCUGUGUGACGUAACCCUGGACCACCUACAGCUCAGCGAAGCCGCCGUGACAAAGCUGCUGCGCAGCACCGACACCAGGAAGGCGCCCGGCCCUGACGACGUCUCGCCCUUCCUGAUGAAGCACUGUGCGGAGGAGCUAACAAAGCCCCUCACACACAUCUUCCGCCAGUGCCUACAAACCAGCACCUGGCCAGCUGCAUGGAAGGAGGCUCGGGUCACUCCUGUACACACAAAAAAAGGAUAA
Portunus trituberculatus (swimming crab) is the source of this 1278-nucleotide messenger RNA. RefSeq lists its product as uncharacterized. Bases 1 to 1278 code for a protein of 425 amino acids. The record is from RefSeq and is a predicted model, not a curated record. The transcript has 2 exons. NCBI's taxonomy places the organism in Eukaryota, Metazoa, Arthropoda, Malacostraca, Decapoda, Portunidae.